Messenger RNA from Schistosoma rodhaini, 2355 nucleotides. The record is from the annotation of a GenBank genome assembly. Lineage: Eukaryota; Metazoa; Platyhelminthes; Trematoda; Strigeidida; Schistosomatidae.
AUGACAACUUCACUUGGAAAUUUUUCUAUUGAACGAUUAAUCGAUCAUUCACAAUUAACAACAAUUACACAUGUUAGAUCAACCAGAAAUAAUGUUAAUCAAAGUGAGCCGAAUUUCAACUCGAAACGAUCAAAUAAUAAUAAUAAGUUAAUUUCUACUACAACAGUGACGACAACCAUGUGUAACAGUGAACAAAAUUUAUUUAUGCCAACUGGUAUGUACAUAAAAGAGUUACAAAAGUCAACGACAACUAAUAAUAAAAUGCUGAGAUCAACGUCAAGUCUUCAUAAUAAUAAUAAUAAUAAUAAUAAUAAUAAUACCAGGAAUACUUCUUGCAGCAAUAAUGGCUUGAACGACACGAAAAAACAAUCAAACUAUUUAUUGGAUGAUGUUAUAAAUAAAAAUCAACAAUUCUAUAAUUCUGUUUAUUCAAAUCUUGAUAAUUUUCAUCAGGAUGAUUUAAAUAUAACAAUGAAGGAUAUAAAUCUAACUUCCAGGAGUUUUUCUGUUGAGAAAUUGGAUAAUAAUGAUGAUAGUUACAAUGUGAAGAUAAAAAUAAUUGAACAGAAUAAUGAUGACAUUAAUGUUGAUGAUGAUGGAGAAGAGGCUGAUGAAGUCUUAGUGGAAGAAGAUGAUAAUGAUGAUGAGAAAAAGUCUAAUUCUGAGUUGAACACGUCAGAUAAUACGUCUACAAAUAAAACAUAUACAUGCCCAGAAUGUGGUAAAGUAUUUACAGCUCAUUAUAAUUUAACAAGGCAUAUGCCUAUUCAUACCGGUGCAAGACCUUUCAUUUGUAAAGUUUGUAAUAAAGGUUUUCGUCAAGCCAGUACCCUAUGUCGCCAUAAAAUUAUUCAUACAUCAGAAAAGCCACAUAUAUGUUGGAUAUGUGGUAAAGCAUUCAACAGAAGUUCUACUUUAAACACCCAUUCGCGAAUACAUCAAGGUUAUAAACCAUUCACAUGUGAAGUAUGCGGUAAAGGAUUUCAUCAGAAAGGUAAUUAUAAGAAUCAUAAAUUGACGCAUAGCACAGAGAAACAAUAUAAAUGUCAUAUUUGUCAUAAAGCGUUUCAUCAAAUUUACAAUCUUAGCUUUCAUAUGCAUACACAUCAAGCAAAAAAACCAUAUAUUUGUAAUAUAUGUGAUAAAGGAUUUUGUCGUAAUUUUGAUUUGAAAAAACAUAUCAGAAAACUACAUCCAACUAGCAUUAUUGAUGAUGGAGUAAAUUGUAAACUCGGAGAAAUUGUUAGAAUUAAUGAUUUAAAGAUGAGAGGUAAUAAUGAUAAUGUAGGCAAUAAUUUAGUCGACAUACCAAAUCAUACCUAUUCUAUGGAUUAUACUGACAAUAUCAAAUUACAAAAAAUGAAAUAUAUUUACGAGAAUGGCAACCAUACAAAUUGUAAUAUACCAUCUAUGGAGUUUGAUCCAAUGAAGCUUAUGGUCACAUCAUCAUCUUCAUCAUUGUCAUCACCAUCAAAGUUAAUAUUGACAUCAACAACCUCAACAUCAAAUUCCAAAAUGAUUACUCGAUCUGCAAUAAAACGAAAUGAUAUGAACCACUUCAAUUAUCAUGAGAUAGGUAAUAACCAUACGUUAGAUGACAUGAAGAAAUCAGUUCAUUUAACUCCCGUAGAUUCAAGCGUUUCUCUGAUGACAUCCUUGAGAAAUAGUCUUGAUUCAUCAAAUAAAAUCGAAUUAGGUGCCCAAUUACUCAACGAUUCAGCGUAUCAACUAACAAAUUCUAUCAAUGAUCAAUCAGAGAUACAACAGUAUCAGUUGAAUCCGGGAAAAAGCAAUAUAGACUUAUCAAUGAAGUACUUACAAAAUUUAUAUCCAGAUGUACAAGUAAAACAAUUCUUAGAAAAGCUAAUGCCAAAACAUUCCUCCCCAAUAUUAUUUAACAAGUAUUCUGACUGCACAGAUUUUUCGCCUGAAAUGAUUCCGUGUUCAUCCUCAACACCAUACUAUCCAUCAGUGUGCCCAUUAUAUUUAUCACCAUUAUCCUCAUCAUCUUCAGUUAAUUUAUUACCAACGAUCUCUAAAAUGAAAUCAAUAAAAUCGGAUAUACCGAAUUAUUCCAACAUCGAUUACUCAACUAAUUUACAGUCAGUUAAUGCUUACAGUGUAACUAACUUAACUCCACAAAUGCCACCUUCUAUCUUCAACAAUCGAAAUAUACGAAACUGUCCAAUGAAUACUAUGCAACACAAUACAGAGUUAAAAAUUCUAAACUCUGAAUCUAAUUUACCAUUUAAUUCGAAUUUAAUUCCUCUUCAAACCUCAUCUUUAGCUAAUUCAGAAAUAUUUAGAAAAUUUAUGCUUCAAGCAUGUUUAUCAUUAAAUCAACAACAUAUGUAA